This is a messenger RNA of Hyaloscypha bicolor E, 486 nucleotides long. RefSeq lists its product as uncharacterized. The record is from RefSeq and is a predicted model, not a curated record. The transcript has 2 exons. The annotation marks the transcript as partial. Lineage: Eukaryota; Fungi; Ascomycota; Leotiomycetes; Helotiales; Hyaloscyphaceae.
AUGUUAAUCAAGCACAGCAGAUCCAAAAAGCCGGUCAAGAUCAUGGACCCCGACUGUGCCAUCUGCAACCAGCCCGCCCUCGCCCAGUGUGAGUGCGAAGCCAAGGGCCUGGAUAUAGCUGUGCGGCAGGCGGAGCAGAGGAUGAUGACGACAGUGUUCAAUGACAUACGAGCCUGGGUCCGCGGCCACGCCCAAGACUACAUCCUCUCCUACUUCUCCAUGCUCACCACACGGCGCAAAGACCACCACGCCCAAACCGUCCACCGUAUGACCGAACGCGCAGCCUACUACUUCCACGCGCGCCCCCACCCCGCAGAAAUCGCCGCCGCAGACGCAGAGCUAAAACGCGGUAUCGAUGAAGAUUGGAAAGCUUCCGUGCAGCGUUAUCCCGAGGUAUUGGAAUAUUUUUACGGGUUGGUGGAUCUGAACUUGCCGAGUGACGAUGAGCCUGGUGUGAGGGAUCCGCCACUUAGUGCGCUGGGUGGG